AUAGGGUUAAUAUUAAUACAAACUCUGACCUUCAAAAAUGUAUAAGCAGUCACGAGGGUUAGGGUUAUAAGAUAGUAAGGGUUUUUUUACUGUAAAAAAUCUAAAAAAUAAAGGCAACUUAAGAAGUUUUAAUAGUUCUAACAACUUAAUAUGAAGCAUUUAGCAGCGUAUUUAUUGCUAGAACUUGGAGGAAAUAAGAAACCAACUUCUGAAGAUAUUAAAAAGGUUUUAGGAUCAGUUGGAUUAGAAGCAGAAGAAAAAAGAUUAAAAUCACUUUUGAAUCAACUAGAAAAUCAAUCAAUUGAAGAACUUAUUGCUAGUGGUAAAGAGAAAUUAGCGUCAUUAUCAUCGGUAGCAGUUGGAUCGGCUUCAAAAAAUGUACAAGAAACUGCUGCAAAAGUAGAGGAACCAGUUAAGGAAGAAGAAAAAGAAGAAUCAGAUGAAGAUAUGGGAUUUGGUCUUUUUGAUUAAAAUUAUAAAUUCAUGUUUAUAAUAAAACCAUUUCUUAUAUAUAAAUCUAUAUUUUUUAUUUAUAAUUUUAUAGAAUUUUUUGUUUAUAUUUGAACUUUUCUAUUUCAUUUCAUUCUUUUAGCAAAUAUAGUCCAGCGAUCUCGAGCUUCAUUAUAGUAGACCUACAGCGAUGAAUUCAAGAAGUCAG
Messenger RNA from Pneumocystis murina B123, 658 nucleotides. RefSeq lists its product as hypothetical. NCBI's taxonomy places the organism in Eukaryota, Fungi, Ascomycota, Pneumocystomycetes, Pneumocystales, Pneumocystaceae. Bases 151 to 471 code for a protein of 106 amino acids. Gene Ontology annotation, biological process: cytoplasmic translational elongation. Gene Ontology annotation, molecular function: structural constituent of ribosome. The record is from RefSeq and is a predicted model, not a curated record. Gene Ontology annotation, cellular component: ribosome; cytosolic large ribosomal subunit. The transcript is spliced from 3 exons.